This is a messenger RNA of Vombatus ursinus (common wombat), 822 nucleotides long. It is a transcript of the gene CCDC71L, whose product is annotated as coiled-coil domain containing 71 like. The transcript has a single exon. NCBI's taxonomy places the organism in Eukaryota, Metazoa, Chordata, Mammalia, Diprotodontia, Vombatidae. The record is from RefSeq and is a predicted model, not a curated record. Bases 1 to 822 code for a protein of 273 amino acids.
AUGCGGCGCAGCGUGAGGAGGCGGCGGCGGCGGCCCCAGGCAGCCCCGGCGGCGGCCGCGGGCGGCGGCAGCGGCGGCGCCCGGGCCAGAGGAGGGGACGGGCUGGCGGCGGAGCGGGAGGAGAAGGUGGUGUACUCGCGCUCGCAGCUGUCCCUGGCCGGCAGCACCAAGGCGCUGGGCGACGCCUUCAAGCUCUUCAUGCCCCGCAGCACCGAGUUCAUGAGCUCGGACGCCGAGCUCUGGAGCUUCCUCUGCAGCCUCAAGCACCAGUUCUCCCCGCAUAUCCUCCGCAGCAAGGACGUCUACGGCUACUCGUCCUGCCGGGCCCUGGUCCCGGACCCCCCGGGACCCCCGGCCGCCGCCAACAGCCACCCCGCUCGCCGGGGGGAGCCGCCGUCGUCGCUGCUGCCGUCGCCGCCGUCCCGCCGGCCGGCCCCCGGAGCGGCCACCAGGAGGAGGCGCCGAGGAGCCGGAGCCGCGGCCGCCCGGAGAGUCAGGAAGCUGCCGCCGCUGCCCCAGCAGCCCCCGCCCGCGCCCCCGCCGCCGCCGCUGCCCCCGCCGCCGCCCCCCGGCCUGCCCGCGCCCCCGUGCUCGCCCCAGCUGCCGCCGCUGCCCCACGCGGGCCGCUUCGGCGGCCGGACCCUGGAGGAGAUCUGGAGAGCCGCCACGCCGGUGCUGACCACCUUCCCCACCAUCCGCGUCGGCCACGACGUGUGGGGCGAGCGGAGCCUGGCGGCGGCGCGGCGCAGAGCCCAGCAGGUCCUGCGAGUCAACCUGGAGCCCGUGGUGAGGCUCCGCCGCUUCCCGGUGGCCACGUCCUGA